UUAAAUGUUAAGAGAAGCACGUGAAACCAAGCUAGGUUACCUAAGGAUCGGACUGCCUACCUACCAUGUCUUUGGGUCAAUCUGACCUGUUCGAUCAAUCGCACGCUCCAGAUCAAUCGCACUCUAAAAAUAAAACUGUAGUACUAUGAGAUCAAGCAAGAUAACACUCUCUUCCUUUAUUGCCGUCGCCCACCGCCUCCAUGCAACCCGCAGCCGCACCUCGUCGUUUCCCGUCGCAUUUUUGGCGCCGAGUUAUUCUCAAUCUUUGUAAACUUAACAAGGCUGCAGAAGCAGUUCGUUUAUGCUAUGAAUUGGUGGAGAAAGGUUUACAUCAAGACUUGACCCUAAAUGACCUAGUAGCUGCUUUAGAGGUAGAGGAAGAAUAGAGGAGGCUUCAUUUAUAUCAAAGAGAAUACCAUGACCAGAGAACUUGGACAGAUCUGAACGUAAUAAUAACUCUAAGAAAUCUAGGCCUAAUUAAACGCCAGUCACAUUCACUGCCUUUUCACUCUUCUGCUUUAAAGAACCAAAUCAUGGAUGCACUACGAUUCUCCACCGCUCACCCACAGCUCCUCCUCCCUCACAACCGCCACCCUCUCCACAAAAUGCUGCCCACCACUCUUCAAGCAAACCCUCGUCCCAAGCUCUUCAUCGCCGGCGCCUUCUCCAAACCCGCAGAGUUAGUUUCCAUUCCUUCUCCCACUCCCGUUGAGUCGCCAAUGUCUCCUCCUCCUUCAAUCAGGGUUUCUCCUGAUUCACUUCAAUAUCCACCUGGUUACGUCGGAGCUGUUCCUGACCGAUCACAUUCUGGUAACGACGAUGAUAUAAACGGUGCUAUGGAUUAUUUGACUAAGAUACUCUCUUCUAGAGUCUAUGAUGUUGCCGAGGACUCUCCUCUUGAAUUGGCACCAAAGCUAUCUGAAAGACUUGGUGUUAACAUUUGGCUCAAGCGCGAGGAUAUGCAAACCGUUUUCUCGUUUAAGCUCCGUGGAGCUUAUAAUAUGAUGGCUAAACUUCCAAAGGAAGUUUUGGAGAAAGGGGUUAUAUGCUCUUCUGCUGGAAAUCAUGCUCAAGGAGUUGCCUUGUCUGCCAAGAGAUUGAAAUGCAACGCUGUUAUUGCUAUGCCCGUUACCACUCCUGACAUCAAGUGGAAAUCUGUGGAGAGGAUGGGUGCUACUGUUGUUCUUAUAGGAGAUUCCUAUGAUGAAGCACAAGCAUAUGCUAAGAAGCGCGCAAAAGAGGAGGGUCGUAUGUUUAUACCUCCUUUUGAUCAUCCCGAUGUUAUUGCGGGUCAGGGAACUAUUGGGAUGGAAAUUUGGCGCCAUAUGCAGGGCCCGGUUCAUGCAAUCUUUGUGCCUGUGGGAGGUGGUGGUCUCAUUGCUGGUAUUGCCGCUUAUGUGAAGAGGGUUUCUCCACAGGUAAAGAUUAUUGGAGUGGAACCUACUGAUGCGAAUGCUAUGGCUUUGUCACUUCAUCAUGGCCAUAGAGUGAUUUUGGACCAGGUUGGAAGAUUUGCAGAUGGUGUGGCUGUUAAAGAGGUUGGUGAAGAAACUUUUCGCUUGUGCAAGGGAUUGGUAGAUGGUAUUGUUCUUGUAAGCCGUGAUGCAAUUUGUGCAUCGAUUAAGGACAUGUUUGAGGAAAAAAGGAGCAUAUUAGAACCAGCAGGCGCUCUUGCUCUUGCUGGAGCUGAGGCAUACUGCAAGUAUUAUGGGAUCAAAGGGGAAAAUGUUGUAGCAAUAACCUCUGGAGCAAACAUGAAUUUUGAUAAACUUAGAAUAGUAACUGAACUUGCUAAUGUUGGUCGUAAACAAGAAGCUCUGAUGUUAACUGUCCUUCCAGAGGAGCCUGAUAGUUUCAAACGGUUUUGUCAAUUGGUGGGGCAGAUGAGUAUCACAGAAUUCAAAUACAGAUACACUUCCAGGGACAAAGCUGUUGUCCUUUACAGUGUUGGGGUUCACACACCCAAAGAACUAAGAAAAAUGCAGGAGAGAAUGGAAUCAUCUCAGCUUGAAACUCACAAUCUCUCAGAAAGUGACGUGGCGAAGGAUCAUUUGCGUUACAUGAUGGGAGGCCGGUCGGAUAUCCUGAACGAGGUUUUUUGUUGUUUUACCUUUCCAGAAAGACCUGGUGCUUUGAUGAAAUUUUUGGAUUCCUUCAAUCCGCGUUGGAAUAUCAGCUUAUUCCAUUACCGUGCGCAGGGUGAAUCUGGAGCAAAUGUACUAGUUGGAAUACAGGUUCCAGCUAACGAGAUGGAUGAAUUUCAUGAUCGUGCCAACAAACUUGGAUAUGACUAUAAAUUGGUGAAUAACGACCCUGUCUUCCAACUUUUGAUGCAUUGAUUGUUUCAUGCAAACUGUCUUUUUCUUCUAAUUAUUAGGCUUUGAGGAAAUAGAGUCAAUAUUCAAUAGCAACUUCCUUAUCAUUAUUCAAGACAUUAUAAAAAUCAGUUUCUCUACAUUCCUCAAAAAAUGAAAUUAAACCCUUUAUUUUUCCAUAGCAACAUCAGUAAGCAUAUCAUUUGAUUGUAAAAGUUUA
Cicer arietinum (chickpea) is the source of this 2535-nucleotide messenger RNA. Its product is annotated as threonine dehydratase biosynthetic, chloroplastic-like. Gene Ontology annotation, molecular function: L-serine ammonia-lyase activity; pyridoxal phosphate binding; threonine deaminase activity. Gene Ontology annotation, biological process: L-serine catabolic process; L-threonine catabolic process. Lineage: Eukaryota; Viridiplantae; Streptophyta; Magnoliopsida; Fabales; Fabaceae. The record is from RefSeq and is a predicted model, not a curated record.